Molecule: messenger RNA, 2615 nt
Organism: Topomyia yanbarensis
Lineage: Eukaryota; Metazoa; Arthropoda; Insecta; Diptera; Culicidae
Product: FACT complex subunit Ssrp1-like
Exons: 5
Coding region: 181-2439 (752 amino acids)
Cellular component (GO): FACT complex; nucleus
Molecular function (GO): nucleosome binding; histone binding; DNA binding
Source: RefSeq, a predicted model, not a curated record
AGUCGGAACAAAGCAUUAGAAUUUUGUGCGCGUCCUGUUGUGACUGCAGCUGGGUUUUUGGUUGGUGAAACCGCAUUUUCGUUCGAAAGUAAAUCUUUUUAGUGUUUAAAAGCUUGACGAAGUUGUGAAAUUGUGAGUGCGUUCCAACACUCUCCUCCAUAUCCGGUUCGUUGAUACGAGAUGGCAAAGGAUUACCUGGAAUAUUCCUCCAUCAGCUCGGAGGUUCGGGGUGCAAUGUGCCCCGGGAAGUUGAAGAUGACCGACUCGGCCAUCGUGUUCAAAAAUGAUAAAACCGGCAAGGUGGAACAAAUUAACUCUGCCGAUAUCGAUUUGCUAAACUAUCAGCGGUGCGUGGGAAGCUUCGGCUUACGAGUGUUCAUGAAGAAUGGCUCGUUGCAUAGAUUCCUGGGAUUUACAGGGGACGAACAGAAGAUUGCUGAAUUCGCCAAGAAAAAUUAUAAGUUGGAUAUGCUUGAGAAGGAACUAUCGACGCGUGGUUGGAACUGGGGAACAGUGCACUUUAAAGGUAGCGUUCUUUCGUUCGAUGUGGAAGGAAAAACAAGCUUUGAAAUUCCGUUGAAUCAUGUUUCCCAGUGUAAUUCCGGAAAGAACGAAGUUACAGUCGAAUUUCACCGAAACGAUGAAGCACCGGUGAAUUUGAUGGAAAUGCGGUUCCACAUUCCAACAGCGGAAUCGGCUGAAAUUGACCCUGUCGAAGCAUUCCAGGAGCAGGUGAUGAGACAGGCUUCCGUCAUUUCUGCGUCGGGUGACGCAAUUGCUAUAUUCCGAGAGAUACAUUGCCUGACGCCGCGCGGUCGCUACGACAUUAAAGUAUUCCAGAGCUUUUUCCAGCUGCACGGUAAGACGUACGAUUUUAAGAUUCCGACGUCGUCGGUGCUGCGGUUGUUCCUGCUGCCGCAUAAGGACAACCGGCAAAUGUUUUUCGUCAUUUCGUUGGAUCCGCCGAUAAAGCAGGGUCAAACUCGUUACCACUUUCUGGUGACGCUGUUCCAGAUGGACGAGGAAACAAACAUCGAAUUACCCUUCACCGAGGAGGAAUUGAAGGAAAAGUAUGAGGAUAAACUUACUAAAGAGCUCGCUGGACCGGUGUACGAAGUACUCGGAAAGAUUAUGAAAGUCAUCAUAAACCGAAAGCUGACCGGACCGGGAACUUUUAUCGGUCAUUCGGGAACUCCUGCAAUUGGAUGUUCUUUCAAGGCAGCUGCAGGUUAUCUCUACCCACUGGAACGAGGAUUCAUCUACGUCCACAAACCACCGGUUCACAUUCGUUUCGAGGAAAUCACGUCGGUGAACUUUGCUCGCAGUGGUGGCUCCACUCGAAGUUUUGAUUUUGAAAUCGAGCUAAAAACAGGCAACAUCUACACAUUCAGCAGUAUCGAGAAGGAAGAGUACGGGAAACUGUUCGAUUUUAUCUCGUCCAAGAAAUUGCACGUGAAGAACACUGGAAAGGAUGGCAAAAGCAACUACAAGGAGGACUUUGCCGAUUCGGAUAAUGAGGCUGAGCCGGAUGCCUAUCUGGCGAGGGUUAAGGCCGAAGCAAAGGAGCGAGAUGAUGACGAUGACGAUGAUGAUUCGGAAGAAUCGACCGAUGAGGACUUCAACCCGAACCAGGCAGAAUCGGAUGUGGCAGACGAGUUUGAUUCAAAUGUGGAAUCUACCUCUGAUGAUGACUCGGAUGAUGCUGGUAGCGGUGGUGGUUCGGAUGAUAGCACUAAGAAAAAGAAAAAGGAGCACAAGAAGGAAAAGAAAGAGAAGAAAGAAAAGAAGGCGCGCAAGGAACGUAAGGAAAGGAAACCCAAGAAGGCGAAAUCAGAUGGACCGAAGCGACCGGCUACGGCCUUUAUGAUGUGGUUGAACGCAAGUCGGGAGAAGAUAAAGAAGGACAAUCCGGGAAUCUCCGUCACCGAAAUUGCCAAAAAGGGUGGUGAGAUGUGGAAGGAUUUGAAGGACAAGCAUGAAUGGGAACAGAAAGCAGCCAAGGCAAAGGAAGAGUAUGCAGAAGCAUUGAAAGCCUACAAGGAAGCAGGAGGCGGUGGUGGCGGCGGAGCAAGCGAAGAUGAUGGUGGAAAAGCGACCAAGAAACGCAAGAAGGAAGCAAGUUCCCCCAAGAAACCUGCUUCGGCUACGGCAAUGAAGGGAAGCGGCUUCAAGAGUAAGGAGUACAUCUCCGGCGAUGAUUCCAGUAGCAGCGGUGACGAUGACAAUAAGGACACUAAGAAAGCGAAAAAAUCUGAAUCAGGGUCGGAUGUGGACAAAUCAGACACUAAAGAUGAUAAGAAAAAGGGUGGUAAGAAAGACGAUAAGAAGAAGGAAGUGAAGAAGAAAUCUGAAAAAUCUGAGUCGGAACCUGAAUCAGAGGCGUCGGCAAGUGAAUCCGCCGAAGAAGAGGAGGAAGCGGAUGAAGCAGGCAGCGACUAAAGUAAACUAUCGGGAGCGGAAAAUGGAUUCUCUUUGACCUAAAUAUUCUCACGUUUGCACAGUUUCGUCGGAGCAGUGUGGAUUAACAGGAGCUACAAACUAAUUAGUAUCGGAGAACAUAUUUGUUUUAUUAUUACCUUUAAGGUUACGAAGAAAACAGACUAAUUUGUACAAAA